AUGGACGACGACCUGGACGACGACUACCCCGAGGUGGAGGGCCUGGCCUCCUUCUCGGUCACGCUGGAGGGCUUCGGCGGCGCCGAGGCGCGAGGCGGCUGUGCAGCCGGCCACGGCGCGCCCACAGCCUCCUCGCUGGAUGAGGCCGCCCUCAUCAGCAACCCACUGCUGGCGGCGCUGCCCACACAGGCCAUGCGCCUGUCGGACGCCAUGAGCAUUCCCACCGGCCUGCCCCCCAUCUCCUCCGUGGCCAUGUCCAGCUGGCGACAGAAGCGCAAGAGCACGGGACUGACGCCGCGCGCUGCGCCCUGGGCCGGCCCCGAGUGGGUCCAGGCCCAGGCGCACGCCGGCUACAGCCUGGGCGCCAGCCCCUUUGGCACGUCGGUGGACAUGAUGAGCGUGGGCGGCGGCGGCGACCCCCACCUCUACUGGCACAUGCACAACGAAGGCGGUGGGGGGCAGGACACGCUGUCCGACAUGGGCAGCCUGAGGCAGAGCCUGGUGUUGCCCCAGCAGUAUGCGCUCGGCCCAGACGAUGACCUGGACGAUGACGUGAUGCUGAUGGGGAGCACGCCCGGCGUCGUGGCUGCACCCCAUUCCUCCCAUGUGGAUGGGCCCAUGCAAUGA
This is a messenger RNA of Auxenochlorella protothecoides, 627 nucleotides long. RefSeq lists its product as hypothetical. Lineage: Eukaryota; Viridiplantae; Chlorophyta; Trebouxiophyceae; Chlorellales; Chlorellaceae. The transcript is spliced from 4 exons. The record is from RefSeq and is a predicted model, not a curated record. The coding region runs from base 1 to 627 and encodes 208 amino acids.